Mobula hypostoma (lesser devil ray) is the source of this 6471-nucleotide messenger RNA. It is a transcript of the gene tex2l, whose product is annotated as testis expressed 2, like. Lineage: Eukaryota; Metazoa; Chordata; Chondrichthyes; Myliobatiformes; Myliobatidae. The transcript is spliced from 13 exons. Gene Ontology annotation, cellular component: endoplasmic reticulum. The record is from RefSeq and is a predicted model, not a curated record. The coding region runs from base 445 to 3624 and encodes 1059 amino acids. Gene Ontology annotation, molecular function: lipid binding.
CAGACCUACAAAGCAGAGAAGACAACAUCAGAGGCAUUUCUUUUGUGAUACAAGUUAGGUCCAGUCUACAGAUGUUGUGCUGCCUCACAGUUCAGAAGGCUUAAGAAAAAAUACAAAGGAAGCAAGAAAAAUUCCACCAACCGUCGGUGAUGUGAAUCUGUCUUCAUGAAGGAAUAAGAUACCAAAACUGAUUUCAUUGCAGAGAAUUUACACGGGAAAAAAAAUGGUUAAAGUCACACAAUAAAGCAGGAACACUACCAUUCUGAGAGAUUUUUCGUACAUCUAAUGCAAUGGAUCCCAGUGAUGCAGUUCUUUUAAGAAACUGGACUUUUUGACAUGUCAUUCGAAAUACUACUUACGAGAGCAGAUGUGAAGCUGACGCACAGCCCUGAUGGUGGACAUUGGAUGCUAGCAAAAGAUUAAUCAAUCGCUAAGCUGCAAGUAAUGGCAGAUCUAGGAGAGGAGAACCAGGAAAUGUUGUCAAGCUCUUCAACUGUAUCCAAAGUGGAAGAAAAUGUUCAAAGACAACACAAAAAACCUAUUGUUUCCCAGGGCGAGGGCAUUGUCAUCCAUUUAACGUCACCAACAAACAGUGAGCACUGGGUAAAUUUAGGAGAAAAUGAAACAACCUCUUCAAAAGCUGGAGAGAAUGUUGGAAGAAGUCUAGCAGUGGAUAAAGAAGGAAUAUCAGAACUGAAUAUUCCCUUUUCUGACGAGUGCCUAAAUUUACCGUUGCCAGCUUCAUCCCUGCCUUCUUCCCCUUCUGUUUCUGGAUUUUUAGGUGAAUUAUUUUUCCCAUUGGUAUCAUCCCCUAUGUCAUCUUCAUCAAACUCCUACAGUUCCUCAGAAUCAACACCUUUCAUGAGCCUAGUUAAAUCACUGUCUGCAGAAACUGAAUCCAGAGAUACAUCUUCCCUGAAACCGAAGCCUUUGCUAAACCUUGUUAAGUCUAUCUCGACUGAAAUUUCACGCCACGAGCCCGAGGUUGCACAAUCAAAAUCAGACUCAAGGCUAAACAUGCAUCUUUGGCGCCAGUUAACGCAGCACAAGGGAAGAAAUGGUGAUUCAAAAACAGCUCCACCAUCACCUCUGCUUUCACCCACUGAGUGUAAAAUCAGUUUUUUCAAAGUCCCUGAAGUAGAAGCCAAACUGGAAGACACAAAAAGAAAACUUUCAGAGGCUAUACAAGAGCCUUUGAAUAUGUUAAGCAAGAUGAUAGGAGAUGAUAGUGCUGGAAGCCCCAAAUUUCGACCAUCACCAUCAAAUAUGUGUAGUGCUAACUCCUUCUGUGAUGUCGGACCUGAACAUUGUAGCAAUGAUACAGGUAGUAAGAAUGCAAGAUCUGGGCUUGAGAAGUUCAGAAUGGAGAUACUUAAAUCAGAAAGGAAAGAGAGUGAAAGACCACCUAAUGCACAGAGUUCUCCAGGAAAGCAUGCAAAAGGAAAGCAGAAGAAACAAUGUCUAUCCUUUUCUCAGAGUGAUGGGGACAACAAUGGCACUAGGUAUGAGAUAUGCUCAUAUGGAGAUGUGUUACAAAUUAUCGAAACAAAGCCCAGUCAAGACAAUACGUUGUGCAGUCAUGAACCAAUGUUUUCCUACUCAGACAGAACCUUGACUCCACAGUCUUCUCCAAAAGUGCCAAGUAAAACUCUGAUAUGUUUUGCCACUCUUGCUUACAGCUAUUUUGUAUUGCCAUUGCCAUCGUUCUUCUCUGGCCUCUACUUAGGACUUGCCUGUGGAUUUAUGAUUGGCCUGCUAGUUAUCUCCCUGCACACACCUAGGACCGUGCAAGCCACCCCUGUAGACCUCCAGAGUUAUGAAAAUCUCCAAUCCGGAAACAUAAUUAGGGAACCCAAGGACCCUGAAGUGGUGAAGGGCUGGAUGAAUGAAAUCUAUAACUACAAUCCUGACACCUACCAUCCAUCCCUGACGUUUUCGGUCUUUGUGACACUAGAGGGUACUGCACUGAAACUCUCGUAUCCAAGAAGCAACAUUCCUCGGCGAGCAACCUUUGAUGAAGGCAAGCAUGAUGUGAUUUUCAUCAGCCAUCGAUCCUGUGACCUUGCUGAUAGCAAGAUUUUCCUUGUCCCACCUGGACUUGCAAAGAAGAGAAUGUGGAAUAAGAAAUAUCCCAUCUGUAUUUUCCUCAGUGAAUCUGAGACCUACAAAUCCAAAUGUUUGGGAGAUAGAAAAAUGAAGAAUGAAAUAGAUAUUGAAGAUUCAGAAAUCACACAACAGAGUCUGACAACAGAGUUCCAGAUGAGAGCUCUCAGAGAAGGCAGGGAAAACACACUCUUCCUCUUUGGAAGAACAGGAAGAGAAAAAGAAGAAUGGUUUAGAUAUUUCCUUCUGGCGUCUAGAGUACAAUCCGAGGACAGACUGAACCACAGCAGAGGUAGUGCAAAACCUGGUCUCACAUCAAAUCUUGUCUCCAGCCCAUCAGGGCGAUUGGUUUACAGUGACAACAGCAGCAGGGACAGCACAGAAGACCUUCCCUCCCUUUUUAAAACUAAGGACUUGGCAGGAAACAUUCGACAGAAGAUCCUUCUGGACUACAACACUUACAUGUCAAAACUGACUGGCUCUGACAGCUGCAGUCCUUUGCUGAGCCCCAACCAAAGCACCACCAGCAGCCCUAUCAAAAGCCAGAUGCCAAUUUGUGGGGAUCCCCAAGUGUCCUGGAUAAAUGCGUUGAUUGGACGGAUCUUCUGGGAUUUUUUACGGGAAAAGUACUGGGCGGAUCUAGUUGCUUACAAAAUUCAGAAGAAGUUGAGUAAAAUCAGGCUGCCAUAUUUUAUGAAUGAACUUACACUCACUGACUUGGACUUGGGGACGUUGUUACCUGUAAUCAUCCGCACUUCCAGCCCAUCAGUCAAUCAAAGAGGGCUCUGGGUAGACUUGGAAAUUGCAUACAGUGGAGCAUUACAGAUGACACUGGAAACCAAGAUGAAUCUGUGUAAGUUGGGGAAAGAAUUGGUCCCAGAAGGGAUGAAUCUGGUUGACACAAAAACAGAGAGAUCAAAGCCCCGGAGCUUGGUACUGACAGACAGCGAUGAAGAAUCUUCAAGUGCUGGUUCUUCAGAUGAAGAGGAAGUAUCUACAGCAGAACUGCAAGGAAGCACUGUUGACAAAUUAGGCCCACCUGGUGUGGAGGGGUGUAGCACAGGAAGCAGUACUAGCCGGAAGAUUCUCAAAUUUGUAGACAAGAUUGCCAAAUCAAAGUAUUUCCAAAAAGCCACGGAGAAUGAGUUCAUCAAGAAGAAAAUAGAGGAAGUGUCAAACACUCCACUGAUUCUGACUGUGGAGGUUCAAGAACUGACAGGAAUGCUGGCUGUCAAUAUUCCACCUCCUCCUACUGAUCGAAUAUGGUACAGUUUCCGGACACCACCUAGACUGGAAUUUAAGGUGCGACCCAAGCUAGGUGAACGGGAAGUAACUUUCACGCAUGUGACAGAAUGGAUUGAGAAAAAAUUGCAACAUGAAUUCCAGAAAGUUUUUGUGAUGCCAAACAUGGAUGACAUCUAUAUUCCCAUCAUGCACUCGGGCCUUGAUGAACCAGGCCACUCCAAGCAAUCUCCACCAGAAAUCACAAGACAAGCGUCCUUGACGGACACUAACAACUAGAGUAAUAUUUAGAUAAAGGUGAUAUUUCAUGUUCUUUUCCUGCUCCCCUGAAUGCUUGAAAAAUGCAAAUGGAGGACCAAAUUUGAUUGAAGAAUUCCUUUUUGAAUUGAUGUCCAAUUGAUGCAUAGCUCAGUAUGUGUGACUGGCUCUUCAAUUCUCUACAUUCAGAUCAAAUAUUGAAUUAUCACUUACUGCACCAUGUUUAUUCUUGAGGACUUUCGCUGUAAAUAUUUCUAAAAUAUCUUCAUGAAGAUUCAACCAUGGAGAAGAUAGCCAUGAGAUUGAAUCUAUUUCUUUUCCCAGCACUCACACCUAUUCUCUCAGAAAGAAUAUUGGAAGACAGUCAAGAAUCCCCGGUACUUCAUUCUUUACUUAUUUGUUGGAUAUUGACAUAAAACAGGCAUAGACCAGUCAGCUGUUUAAUAUACUCAUCGUGAUACUGAGUUCUAUUGACUGCAGUGGGAAAACAGUUCAGAAACAACAUGAAAUGCCUGGCUGAUCCAAUAUUGCCUGUUUACUACUACCGGGCAACAUAAAUUUCUACUUGUGCAUGAUUUUAGCUAUCCUUUGAAAACAGUGCUGAUAGUCAGUAUUUUAUUGUUUUGGUUUAUGUGGUGGUGGUUGUCUAUUGUGUCCAGCAGUGACGGGAAACAUGUGUGGGAGAGUUUGCACUGAGGCAGCUCCACUCUCUCAACAUUGGAGGCCCAGGUCCAGUGGUACGAUCACAACUGGGAUCUUUCUUGGUUGUAGUGGCUGACCAUGGCUUCCUCUGCGCCUCAUCGUGCCCUCCACUCUCCAUGAAGCGUUGCAGAGCCACGUUCCCGCCCAUUAGAUCUCACUCAUUGUAGAUCUCAUCCACUCUGUCCACCAGAACUGACUUCGCAUAUUAGGAAGUCCCUAUCCCACCGCUGGCUGCCCUCAUGCAGUUUAGCCCACCUAUUAAAGCGGAGCACUGGGGUGUGGACGCUGUCAUGUGCAAACGGCUACUUGGAGCUGCAGAUAAAAGCCAAGUAUCUGGUGGGGACAAAAGAGCAAGCUACUCUGGAAUGGACGCGACAAGCCCUUUCACCAGAAGAGCUCCCCCUCCCUGGACACCUCAUAAACUCCUUUGGUUUGUGUAGUCCCAAAUUAAACAUGAAUGCCAUUAAAGAAUUCUUACCUAAAAUCUAUAAACUUGAUUGUUUUAAUGAAUUUCUGCCAAGUUUAUAGUUCUUAGAGGAGUUUUUAUUUACACAAUUUACACAAAAUACAGCUGUACUCAACCCGUUCCUCACACAGUUUAAUUUCCUAUGUCCAUUUACUGGUGGUGGGAUUUUAAUUAUUCAAGCUAUUUUCUGAAAUAUUACUUUAAUGUGCCUAACCUUUCAGCUUUGUGAAAUCCUUCCAAAAACCAAAAGGGAGCCUCACAGAACUAUAAAAUGAACCCUGUGCAAAUCAUAUUAUCAAAAACAGCUUCUAAACAAAGUGUUAAAUUUUCUUUUGAGGGCCAAGAUAGUUAGGAAAAGGAAAAUGUAAGACCCCCCUGCCCAGACUUCCUCUCACACCAGCUAUUAAAACCAGACUCGGAGCAGAACCCUACCCUCCUUCAUUCCCUCACAUGCUUUGAGUCCAGUUGCUUCAUUAGGGAUGGCUCAACUUUCCAGAAUGCUACUGGCAUUCUUGGAAGGGCUAGAAUUCACCAGGUCAGUUGCCUAUUCAAUGCUUAAAAUUCCCAUCUGUUAAUAUUUCUUUAGUAAUGGUUCGUAAACUACAAAAUAGAACCUAAGGUAGCUGGGUAUCUUGAAUGGAGGGAGAUCCACGAGAAUGCUUAAAACUCAGCUCCUAAUAACCGAGGAGGGCAAUGAUGUAGGGAACUCUCUCCCAACUGGAUCCCAUGUUUUUCUUAUGUAUAUUAAAUCAGAAAAUGCUGAAAAUGCCCAAUGGUUCAGGUGGCAUCCAUGGAGCGAAAAGUUGAGUCAGCAUGUCAAAAUGAAUAUUGUAUUGUCCUUAAUGUUAAUUCCGUUUCUUAGUUUAUCCCCACAUAGAUAUUGCCUCGCCUAUUGUGCCUUUCUAGCUUUUACUUUUUUACCAUAUUUCCAUCUCCCAUAAGUUUUGGCUCUCCGUUUGUGCUGGAUGUGCUUCGAUCAAAGGCAAAAUUCAAGUAGUUAAUUGGAUUCUCAUGGAGUUUCCUCUCCCCAGGAUGCAUGGGUUGCUGGUUGGCUAUAAGCUGUUAAUCAAACUCAGCUUUCUCCCUCAAGACCCACUCACCCCACCGGAAUAUUCCCUGAAAAAUAAAAGAUCUGUUCUCCUGCAGAUAUUUGUACAUCAAAGAACAGCAGAAAUUUUGGUGACGGGAGUUUGCCAGACUGACAGCCCUGACAAACUUGCUGUCAUUUGCUGUGCUUCAGUCCUGAUACACUGCCAUCUGGUGGCAGAAUUUACACUCACUCUGAACAACUGCAUAAAUAUUUCAAAAUGACUAUGUGGAAAACAGAUAUGCAAAAGAGUUGGCAUAAGGAAAAUAUUUUUAAAUGGUUGUCUAUCCCCCAGAAAUAUUCACAUAACUAUUUAUAGUAAUUUAUUGCAUAGUUUUUUUUGCCACAGUGAUAGAAAAGUGAAGUUGUAAACUAUUUGCAUUUGGGAAACCUUCCCUCCUUUAUUCGUGCAUGUUACAUACUUCUCUGUAUUUGUACAAAGAAAUGUGUUGCCUUUACGUUAGGUAAGUAUUAAGUGCAAUAAUACUGAUUAAUGUUAGUAGAUAUUUUUUAAGAAUUCUCUUUGUAUUGGUGUAAAGAAAGAUGAGGACAGGUAUGCAUGUAGUAUUUUUUAAAUAAAAUGAAAAUAUGUGGCUACCCUGUGGUGUAUAUG